ACACCUUGGGCUGGUGACAUCUGGAAGACGACAGAUCCGUCGAGAACAAAUGCAUUCAUUCUAUUGUGCCUGAUGCCCCGCCCUGGAGACACGCAUAUAUUAUGGCGAGGUUACGGCCGAAAGGCAAUCUUGCCUGUUUCUACUGCGGCCAGCGGUCAUCCAUCAAAUUCGACCGCCAAACCCGCGAUUUCCUCUGUCUUCAUUGCGAUGCGAUGAACUAUCUAGACGAGAACGGCGACAUAACCGAUCCUCCUGCGAUGCAGACUUCGCGCGCCCAAGUACCACAAUACGCCAUCCCCCGAACACAAUCUCCCGAACCGGCGACCGAGUCGCAGAGCGUCUUUUGCGCGACUUGCUUAAAGAACCAACACCUCUUCACAUCCUCGCUGGCUCAAUACUUGCCAGAUGACCCCGAUCACCCGGACUCCGCGCAACUCGAAAAAUCCUACUACAAGUUCAGGCGGCGCCUAGAGGAACGUUAUCCGCAGAUAUGCGCCGAGUGUGAGCCCAAGGUCGCCGCCAAGGUCGAAGAGGCCGGCUACAAGGCGCGGACGGAUCACCUUCGACGUAUGAUCGAUAGGAGCAGGCAGAGACUCUCGGCUCCCAAGCGAUGGACCCCACUAGACGGUUUCGACAGCUUGGGUCGGUGGCUAUGGCUGACGGGUCUCGCGUCUCAGUUGCUGUGGCACCUGGUAUCUGUGUCAACCCUGGUCACUACCAGCACACCUGGACCGUUGCGUGACCCGGACGAGGACUUUUCACGGCCUCUGUUGCUUCUUAGGCAUCUGACGGACAUACUCCCCAGCGCACCUUUCCUCGCGACGGUCAGUAUAUGGGCCAGUAUCGCUAGCGCAUGGUGGAAUCCUCGAUUUGUCCAAGUGUUCCGAGGCUUUUCUAGGCACAUUUUGGGACUAUCGCAAUGGUAUAUCUUUCAGGGCCUCGUCAUCUUGGUUCGGUUCAUCGGGGUCAGAAUUACCGACAUUGCCGGCGGGCAGGAAGUUCAACCGAGCGCUCGCCUUGGUCUCCAUUUCCUCCUAGCGCUUGUCAUGGUCGUCUUCUACACUCUUGCCCGCAAAUCCGUCCGCGUCGACACCAAGCCUCUGUUUCAGUCAGCUAGCCCCUCGACGACGACGACACCCUCGAGGAGUCCCGCCCCGAAAAGGGAGGCUGGCACACCAAACAUGUCCAACCUAUUGGACGAAAUUCUAAACGAGGACAAGAGUCCCGCGCGACGAUCCCCACAGGAGACCACCUCGCCCGCAGUGCUCGCCCGUUCAGCCAUUGCCCAACGUGCCACCAACCCUGCUAGCGAAGUAAACCUGGGCUCACUCGGAAUUCGCGAACCGCCGCCACCCGUCCACUACCCGGAAGAGAUGGAGUGGACCCCGACGCACUCGAAAUACCGGGCCUUCAACGACUUCGGUUCUCCCAGUAACGAGCGCAAGGCAUUCGGCGACUCACCCACCGACCCCGGUGCGAGCCCCUUUUGGUACAAAGUGCCGCCAGCACCGACUGCCCCCGGGGCGAGACUGCGAAAAGCCCCCGCGACUGUUCUAAGGAGGAAACCAGUUGAGAAGGAGGCCGUCUUUUUCCCCGCCAACAACCGGCCCCUCCAAUCCAGCGUCUCCCCACAACAACAAAACGACGACCAAGGCCAGAAGGUCACAUUCUCCCAGCCAUCUUUCUUCGCCACUUCCGAUCACAACCCGAACGAUCCGCGGACCUCGCUGGCGGACAUGUUGACUUCUAGCUUCACUCUCGGCGCGGAUGACGAGUCGAGUGAUGAAUCCGAAAAGGCGGGUCGUCGGGAUGAUCGCGAUAUCGAGCUGAAAAUACAUCUACCAGCGAAGAGGGGAACGGCGAGGGAUCGUCUCAUGGACACGUUCACGCUCGUUGUCCUACUGGGCGUAUGGCUUCACGCGACGUCGGAUUACUACUCGUAUAGUCGGGACGCCAUGCUUGGCUCGAUAUGUCUGAGCAUCGCCGUUGGUAUCCGUCUGACCGGCGACGCCCUGGCCGGCCUCGGGGCUCGCUCUGGCCCGUUGGCCGUGCCUGUUGCGAGCACGGCGGUGGGGAUUGCGGAGCUCGGCUUUGCUUGCCACGUGGCCGUGCAGAUCUGGACAAGGGGGGAUGUAAGAUACGACGCGGACAUGGCGUUCCGUGGCCUGGGGGUCAUGGGCGUGAUGCUCGUUCACGGGAUAUGGAGUAGCAUCAUGUAUCUUUAGCAUUUUUGGGAUAACCGUGAGAAGGAGAGCAUAGAUCGGCGUUUUGGGGCACACAUUAUACCGGUAUUAGCGGCCGUGGUUUUGCGAUUCCAAUGUUGGUCGCUGGCGGAUAUAGGCCAUACGAUAGAAAUACAGCGUG
This is a messenger RNA of Sodiomyces alkalinus F11, 2364 nucleotides long. RefSeq lists its product as hypothetical. Gene Ontology annotation, biological process: nuclear inner membrane organization. The coding region runs from base 102 to 2225 and encodes 707 amino acids. Gene Ontology annotation, cellular component: nuclear inner membrane; chromosome, centromeric core domain; microtubule organizing center attachment site. The record is from RefSeq and is a predicted model, not a curated record. Lineage: Eukaryota; Fungi; Ascomycota; Sordariomycetes; Glomerellales; Plectosphaerellaceae. The transcript has 3 exons.